Tinamus guttatus (white-throated tinamou) is the source of this 540-nucleotide messenger RNA. NCBI's taxonomy places the organism in Eukaryota, Metazoa, Chordata, Aves, Tinamiformes, Tinamidae. The record is from RefSeq and is a predicted model, not a curated record.
GCGCUCCCGCCCCCGGCGGCCCCCCGCCCCCCCGGCGGCCUCUCCUUCCUGGUGCCGGAGCCGGAGGACCUGGAGGACCUUUACAGCCGUUACAAGCGGCUGCAGCAGGAGCUGGAGUUCCUGGGCGUGCAGGAGGAGUACAUCAAGGACGAGCAGCGGCACCUGCAGAAGGAGUUUCUGCACGCGCAGGAGGAGGUCAAGCGCAUCCAGAGCAUCCCGCUGGUCAUCGGGCAGUUCCUGGAGGCCGUGGACCAGAGCACGGCCAUCGUGGGCUCCACCACGGGUUCCAACUACUACGUGCGGAUCCUGAGCACCAUCGACCGGGAGCUGCUGAAGCCCAACGCGUCGGUGGCCCUGCACAAGCACAGCAACGCGCUGGUGGACGUGCUGCCGCCCGAGGCCGACAGCAGCAUCAUGAUGCUGAGCUCAGACCAGAAGCCCGACGUGGUCUACGCCGACAUCGGCGGCAUGGACAUCCAGAAGCAGGAGGUGCGCGAGGCCGUGGAGCUGCCGCUCACCCACUUCGAGCUCUACAAGCAG